Messenger RNA from Perkinsus marinus ATCC 50983, 1596 nucleotides. RefSeq lists its product as hypothetical. The transcript has 2 exons. The coding region runs from base 1 to 1596 and encodes 531 amino acids. Lineage: Eukaryota; Perkinsozoa; Perkinsida; Perkinsidae. The record is from RefSeq and is a predicted model, not a curated record.
AUGCCGGAUAUGCUCUCGCGACUCUUCGAGAGAGAGGUCCACCUAGAAUCAGGCCAACGGAUGAAGCUGGUCGAUGCUCUCCAUGGUGGUCCUGGUAACACUGGUGACUUCCCCGAGAUCUUCUCAGAGCCGGAAGCUGAAGGAGUAGGCCUGUCUUGGAUCAUGAGAUCUGAGGGGGCGGAGCUGAUGGAUGAAGAUGCUCAUGAUGUGGACAUUUACACUCUUUUGAGUGCUAUGCCUUCUACAGAGAGUUUCCUUGCCUGUUGUGCAGCCGAUUCCGCUGCCGAUGAACAACAGCCGAAGCCAUUUAUCGAGACUCUAUGUGGUUGCAAUUGGGAUGUGAAUGGCGUCCUUACCGAUUUCCUCUUCCUGCACAGAGUUUUCAAUGCUCUGAGGCCGUCUGCGAAGAGAGUUGAGGAUGUCCGACUCGAGGCCGAUAAUGUCAACUACCUUGUGAGAUCUCUGCAGCAGCAGAUGAAGCCUCCUUUUCUGUCGUGUGCCGGCCCGUACGUACACGAUGAGACCGCAGGGGUGUAUUGUUUCCGAAACGGCUCUGCAGACGGUGGUUGUACCUACUUGCCUGUUAUCCCGAAGGAUGAGUGUUGUCGUGCGUUUCGAGCAAAGAUCUGUCUCGACUCGCACCGGCUGAGCAAACACGGAAAUGUCCGCUCGACUGUGGCAUCUGUGUAUGAUCGGUUCUACUUGCCUCGCCUACGUAUGGAUGUUCGCGCCUUGGUAAAGCACUGUUUCGUUUGUCAGCUCAUCCGAGCUCGUCGUACGUGGACUCAGCCACCGGGUGCUGGACCUCAUCGCACCCAAGCCACAGCGUGGGAACCGUACCACGAUGUGUUCGUCGACGUCCUGAGCCUUGGAGAUAUCAAAGGUUGGUCCGGGACGACCAAGGUGCUUACCGUCUACUGUCUCCAUACCUUCCACUCCACUUGGGUUCCGACUGGCGAGACCACGAUAGACGUCUUGAAUUCUCUCGUCCGAGUGCAGACUGAACAAGGCGGGUUGAGAAGAUUGUGGUGUGAUAAUGCUGCUUACUUCCGCAGUGCACGUUUCCCCAAAGAGGUUUCUCGCCUGUUGAAUGGGACGGUUUCAUUGCUGCCAGGAGGUAACGUUCUGAUGAAUACUCGUCCGUUGGAUUAUGCUAACUCUGACGAGCCAUCUGGCGAGUUUGUCGUGGUUACGCCUGAUCAAUUGGCUCGUGGAUUUACUCGUAAGCGAGGUUGCGUCCUCGCUGGUGGCUCUUCUACUCUUCCUAUUUCUCACCGCGUUAGAGCAGUGCGGUGUUAUUUCCUGAAUGAGAUGUUCCGCGACAUGAGGAUGGCUGUCGCUCGCUCUAUGGGGUACCAGAGCUUGAAGAACAAGAUCCUGAAGCCUACGAUUGGUGACCCAGUGCUGAUCUACCAUCCGGAAAAGAAGCUGAGCCCCGGAUACCGUUUGGGUCAUGUGAAGGAUCUGCUAGAUGAAGGUAGAAGGAUCCGUAUUGUCUUAACUGACGGUAGCGUUGUUGAUCAUCAUCACUAUAAUGUUGUGCCGAUUCUGCAUCACCCUCAAUUGUCGGGGCAGAGGGGGCGUAUUGAGGAUUGA